AUGGAGCAGAACUCAGAACUCAUUAGUGAUCAGAUCUUUCAAAGUGCAGAGAAUCCAUAUGAAUGCACUGAGCAUGGAAAAGCCUUUCACCAGCAAUUAUCUAUCAUUGGGCAUCAGAGAAUCCACACAAGAAAAAAUUUGUAUGAAUGUAAGGAGUGUGGAAAAGAGUUUCCUCAUAAGUCAAACCUAAUCAUACAUGAGAGGGUCCACACAGGGGAGGAAACUUAUGAAUCCAGGGAGUGGGGAAAAGGUUUUUCUACUAAGUCAAACAUGAAGGCACAUCACAGAAUGCACACUGGGGAGAAACCUUAUGAAUGUAGUGAGUGUGGAAAAUCUUUUUCUGAUAAGUCAAGAUUUAGAUCACAUCAGAGAAUUCACACAGGUGAAAAACCUUAUGAAUGUAGUGAGUGUGGAAAAGCUUUUCUUCAUAAGUCACUGCUCAUUAGCUAUCAGAGAAUCCACACUGGGAAAACACCUUACGAAUGUAGUGAUUGUGGAAAAGCUUUUACUCGUAAAUCAAACUUCAUUACUCAUCAAAGAACCCACACAGGGGAAAAACCUUAUGAAUGCAGUGAGUGUGGGAAAGCUUUUAUUUAUAAGUCAAGCAUGAUCAUACAUCAGAAAAUCCACACUGGGGAAAAACCUUAUGAGUGUAGUGAGUGCAGAAAAGGCUUUCCUUAUAAGCCACACCUCAUUACUCAUCAGAGAAUCCACACUGGGGAAAAACCUUAUGAGUGUAGUGAGUGUGGAAAAGCUUUUACUUGUAAGUCACACCUCAUUAGACAUCAGAGAAUCCACACUGGGGAAACACCUUAUGAAUGUAAUGAGUGCGGAAAAGCUUAUAUACGUAAGUCAUGCUUCAUUAGACAUCAGAGGGUCCACACUGGGGAAAAACCUUAUGAAUGUAGUGAGUGUGGAAAAGCUUUCAUUCGUAAGUCACACCUCAUUACUCAUCAGAGAAUCCACAGAGGUGAAAAACCUUAUGAGUGUAGUGAGUGUGGAAAAGCUUUUGUUCGUAAGUCAUACCUCACUAUUCAUCAGAGAAUCCACACAGGUGAGAAACCUUAUGAAUGUAGUGAGUGUGGAAAAGCUUUUAUUCAUAAUUCAUUCCUCAUUACUCAUCAGAGAAUCCACACUGGGGAAACACCUUACGAAUGUAGUGAUUGUGGAAAAGCCUUCUCUGAUAGAUCAAGCAUUAGAUCACAUCAGAGAAUCCACACUGGGGAAAAACCUUAUUGAUGUAGUGAGUAUGGGAAAGGCUUUCCUUAUAAGCCACAGCUCUUUAGUCAUCAGAGAAUCCACACUGGGGAGAAACCUAAUGAAUGUAAUUAG
Molecule: messenger RNA, 1332 nt
Organism: Ochotona princeps (American pika)
Lineage: Eukaryota; Metazoa; Chordata; Mammalia; Lagomorpha; Ochotonidae
Product: zinc finger protein 585B-like
Biological process (GO): regulation of transcription by RNA polymerase II
Molecular function (GO): DNA-binding transcription factor activity, RNA polymerase II-specific; RNA polymerase II cis-regulatory region sequence-specific DNA binding
Source: RefSeq, a predicted model, not a curated record